AAGCCAGCUUAAUCUAUAAAGUGGGUUUCAGGACAGCAGGGAUGUUAUGUUAUAAUUGAAAUAACUUAUCUUUGGGUUAUUGAGAUGAUCUUGCUCUGUAGCCCUGGGUAGCCUGGAUCAUAUAACCUCCUGCCUCAGUCUGCUGAGUACUGUGAUUAUAAGUGUAUAGACCACCACAUCACACUCUACUUCACAGUUGUGUGUGUGCAUGUGUACCUGUGCAGUGUCUCUCCCAGGGAGACAGGUGGAUCUCUACAUAGCAAGUUCCAGAACAGCCAGGACUACAUUAGAGUGAUCCUAUCUCAAAAAAAAAAGAAAAAAAACCAAACCCAACAAAAUAAACAAGAAACAUUUACUGUGAAAUAAUAGACAUGGCAUGUAAUGUUGGAAAAUUACAGCCUGCUCUGGAAGUUUUCCAGUUGGCAUGAUAACCUCAGAGAUAUUCUGUCCAGGCUCCCCUUAGAGGAAGGAGCUGACACACAACUGGACUGUAGUUAUUAGCUUCUUCAGGCCCUCAACAUUGGUUAGCAGCCACACCCAUCCAUUAGGAGAUGGGCUCGGGGCUGGACAACUCUGGUUUGGUUUGGUUUGGUUUGGUUUGGUUUGGUUUGGUUUGGUUUGGUUUGGUUUGGUUUGGUGUGUUUUUCAAGACAGGGUUUCUCUGUGUAGCCCUGGCUAUCCUGGAACUCACUCUGUAAACCAGGCUGGCCUGGAACCCUGAGUUUGGCCAGGGUUCCAGUCUUCUGUCUUCCAGUGCUGGGACUAAAGAUAUGCACCACCAUACACAGUUAGCUCCUGAUUUUUGGCUUUAGAACUUUCUGCUAGGUAGGCUCUCAAGUGGUCAAACCAGUAACGUGUUUUACCUUCAUUGAUUCCUGUGUCUACCAUUCCUGAGGAAUAAGCCGUCCAGGUCAGUGUCUGGUUUCAGAAAACUGAACCAUGGGUGCCCUUGGAUCAUUUCACUACAUAUUUAUUUUAUAAGAGAAAGCACAUGUCUAGGUAUUUGUGUGUGUGUGUGUGUGUGUGUGUGUGUGUGUGUGUGCGCGCGCUGAGAACUGAUCCAAGGGUACGUUAUUUAUCUUUUGUUUUGUUUUUCAGACAGGGCUUCUCUUUGUAGCCCUGUCUAUCCUGGAACUCACUCUGUGGACCAGGCUGGUCUCACACUCAGAGAUCCGCCUGUCUCUGCCCACUGCUCCGAGUGCUGGGAUUAAAAGGGUACACACAUACCUUCCCCCCAGCUGCUUUAUUCUUUUUAAACUAAACAGUAACAUGCAUAAUCUCUUAACUAUAAAUCUUUCUUUUCUGCUUACAAAUAGUGUUUCUUUUAAUUAAACUGGUACAAUAUCCGUUGAAACCCGUAUCCCAAGUCAAAAUGCACAAAUAACAUUAAAAGGGCAGAGCAUUCUAUUGUAGACACUUCAGCAUGAAUAAUGGUUUAAACUGAUAAUGAAAGUUAGGACUUACCUGGAAUCUUCUGACAAGGUGUACAUAUCGAGAGGGGAUGGGGAGUAUGUGCAUGUGAGCAUGGUGCCUCAAAAGUCCAGAAGAGGACAUUAGAUCUGCAGAGCUGGAGUUGUGAGCCACUCAGAUCCUCUGCAAGGACAGUCUAUGUUCUUAGUUGUCAAGCCCAGCCCCCUUCAAAUGCUUUCUUGCCCUCUGACCCUUCACUUGAGGUUAGAGCAUCUUAAAACCGUCAGAGAAGCUGUACUUGAUUGAUGAUGAACACAGAAACCCAUAACUGGCCAAGAUUGAGAGACGUUGGAAUUGUUCAGCCCAGAAUUGAACAUAUACAUGACACCCCUCCACCAAAGGCUGGGGGAUCACUGCAGAAGAGGACAUGGAGUCAGGGAUGGUGGAUGAUUACAGGGAAGCAGUAUCUUUUGGACACAACAGCGCAGCUACACAUACGAACCUGUGACAGCACACACAAGAUUGAUGCAAGCCCAAAUCCCAACGUGGAGAGGGGAGCUGGACAUACAUGAAACCUACUUCUAGAAAGGGGUAUGUGCAUAUUCAUCAUCAUCUACCGCAAAGCCCCCCAUUUUGAGAGUAUGAAGAAGGUGCCAUAGCCGGGAUAAAGUUUGUUCCUUCUGAAACUUGUGGUAAAUGUAAUCUCCUUAAGAAGAGCUGGGACCAGGGACUCAAGAAGUGACUAUGAGUCUGGGUAGUGAUAAAUAUUUAAUAAAUCCUGUUCUGGGGUUCGUUUCCACCUAAGACCAUGUGUUCCUGGAUGAAAGACACACACACAGUCUUAUUUUUUAAAUAUGUCUUAGGCAGCACAAUAGCUGGACAACUGCCUACCCUCCAUGUUGUUAGAAUCUACCUUCCCAUUGAUAAUCCCAAGCCAUCACUCACAAUUUACUGUUCCAUCUGGGCUGCUCUCAGCUCCAGCCAAGCAGCCCUCUGGCCCCUAGUCUAUGGCAGCUCUUCUCCCUCCUGCUAGUUCUUCCUUUUCCAUAGCGGCUCCCUUCUCUUCCUCCUGGUCCCAAGCCCAGGGAACCUAAACCCUCACCUAUGUCUCUUCUUCCCAGUUAUUGGCUGCUGGCAUCUUUGUUUACCAAUCAGAAUUAACUUGGGACAGAGUCCCUCAGUGUCGUAUGUGCAGACAAACAGUUUGGGGGGACCCAAAUUAUCAUUAGAAACCACUACAGGUCUGUCCUCAGGUACAGACAAAUCCAUUCAUGAAGUUACUAGGUAAAUAUGUUGCCUUCUGGGUAGGUCUGCUAUAAAAGAAGCGAGGGAGGGCCUGUGAGAUGGCUCACUAGAUAGGAUAAAGGUGCUUGCCAUGUCACCAAGGCUACCUAAGUUCCAAAGGAAGGUCCCACAUGAUGGAGGGAAAAACCUGACUCCUGCAAGUUACCCUCUGACCUCCACAUAAGGGAGCAAAAGUACACACACAUUAAAUACUUGUCUUUUAAAAGGUGGGUAGGUGUUGGAGCUAAAGCUCAGUGGUAGAGCACUUGCUUAGCGUGUGUGAGGCCCUGGGUCUGAUCCUCUACAUCUAGGAGAGAAAAAAAAUAUUCCAGCUGGCCUAGGCCCCCUCACUACUUCCUGGAUCUCAUCUUAGGAUGCUUUGUGCCACUUCUGUGGACUAGAACUAAAAAAAGAAAAAAAGGGGGGGGGCUGGAAAGAUGGCUCAGCAGUUAAGAGCACUCACUGACUGUUCUUCCAGAGGUCCUGAGUUCAAAUCCCAGCAAACACAUGGUGGUUUACAACCAUCCAUAAUGAGAUCUGACACCCUCUUCUGGUGGGUCUGAAGACAGUUACAGUGUACUUAGAUAUAAUAAUAAAUACAUCUUUUAAAAACUUUUUGUUUUCUAGUGUUUGGUGUUUGUUUGUUUGUUUGUUUGUUUGGUAUUUCAAGACAAGAUUUUUCUGUGCUUAAGAAAACAAUUUUUACUUUACUGCUAUGGUUUGGAUGGUUUGAAUGUGUUCCUCAAAGUUUCCUGUGGUGGAUGCUUGGUCCUCCGUGUGGCAAGAAGUAAGUUGAAUUGAGAGACUGUGAUACGGGUUCUUUCAAAAGUGAGUUGUUAUACAGUCGUAACACUGGUCCCUUCUCAGUCUCUGGUUUCUUUGCCCUGUGAUCUCUUUCUGUCCCAUAGUCCCUUGUGAAGCCUUUUUUCAUGAGCUCCUUGUCAGAGCUGGUGCUUUGCUGUUUGGGGUGUCAGCCUCCAAAACUGUGAGCUGCAUAAAUCUCAUUUCUUUAUAAGGUGCCAAGCCUGGGGCAUUUUGUUCUAGCAAUGGAAAAUGGACUUACUGAGUCUGUGGUAUUCUUUUUUUAGGAAAAGAAAAUGGACUAGAGACAUUGCUUUCAGAUUCCUGACCUGUCUCAAAGCUGAAGGUUUUUAGGGCUUCUACCUGUUUGUCAAGAUGAGUUCCAGAGGGCUGGCUGGAGAUACGGCUCAGUGGUUAAGAGCACUGGCUAGUCUUCCAGAGGACUCAGGUUUGAUUCCUAGUACCUACAUUGUGGCUCAUAGCUAUCUGUAAUUGCAGUUUCAGAUCGACACCCUGGUCUGGCCUCUGCAGGCACUAGGUGCACUCGUGGUGCACAUAUAUGCAGGCAAAACACCCAUACACAUAAAAGUAAAAUCAGAGGGGGGAGGGGAGGAGGAGGAAGAAGAGAGGAGAGAGAGACAGAGACAGAGAGGGAGAGGUGAGAGAAGUGAGAGAGGUGAGAGGAGUUGUUUCAGGGGCAGGCGAUGAAAUUGACAGCAACAUCCCCAAACCUGAACACACACUUAGGUAUGGGGUCACACAUAUUGUUUACCAUGGCUUUGUAAUGCUUUCUUGAGCAAAAGUUGACUAUCAUUUUUCACCUAAACAAUCCGAGGAAAAAAAAAAGCCCGAGGCAAACUGGUAGUUGACUGGUGUGAUGAAGCGCCUCCUUAGAAAGGAGGUUCUGAGCCUCCCUCAGAAGUCUAGAGACCCCCAGAAGGCGCAGGUUCCAGUCAGACCCUAUCCCUUAGGUGGGUUGUCUAGCAGUUUGCGGUCUGGAUUUGAAAGGCAGCUCCCGGAGUUUUUGUCUCCAGUGUCUGCACCGCCUCAGCGACUCCCGGGGCCGGAGUUCAAGAUCCGCCUCUUAGAGGGUGGCUUCAGGUCAGGGCGUGGCGGGCUCUAGCUAGCCGCGGGCGCCGAGCCGAGCGGAGCCGAGCCCGCCGCCCGUUCCUAAGCAGCCGCGGCCUCCUCCCCACACCCCUGCUCGCCAACUCGCUCCAGUGACUGCAGACUCGCCCCGGUGCCUGGCGCCGCGUCCCGGGGUGCGCACUCCUUUUCUCGGCGGAGGGAGCAGGACUGGGGCGCAUCGUCCUACAAGACGCGCUGACGUCGCACAGGGCCGGUAGUCGGCGCGGAGCGGCCGGCGCGCGCGCGUGCGUUGGGCGCUCCCGCGAAGCAGGCAGAAGCCGCCACCGCGGCUGUGCGGGUUCCAGGGCGGCGGCCGCUACACAGCAGCGCCGCGGGCGCAACAAGCGGAGGCAGCCGCACCUGCGGGGAUGGCGCGGCCCCGGCCCUGCACCGCUGUCAGGCGCGCGGGUAGCUCCGGGUACGCCCAGUGACGGCGGCGGUGCCCUCGGCCGGGCAGUGCCCAGGCCGCUUGGCUAGAGCCCCGCGGCCGACGGCGGCCCGGGCCAUGAGAAGCGACCGGGCCCAGGCCUCGCUGACCCCGGCUCCGCGCGGCGGCCCGUCCCGUUUCCGCUCCGGCCUCUCGGCAUGAGUGUCCAUCCGGGCCCGGGGCCGUGGCUGCCCCUGUCCCGCCGCCCGCGGGCGUGCUUGGGGCCCUCGGGCCCGCGGUGCUGAUCCCGGUUCUCCGCCACGCCUGCCCACCCUAGCGCUCUAUGUCCCGGGGGCGCGGCCAUGGAGGUGGUGGGCGACUUCGAGUACUGCAAGCGGGACCUCGUGGGACACGGGGCCUUCGCUGUGGUCUUCCGGGGGCGGCACCGCCAGAAAACUGAUUGGGAGGUGGCUAUUAAAAGUAUUAAUAAAAAGAACUUGUCAAAAUCACAAAUUCUGCUUGGAAAGGAAAUAAAAAUCUUAAAGGAGCUUCAGCAUGAAAACAUCGUAGCGCUCUAUGAUGUUCAGGAAUUGCCCAACUCUGUCUUUCUGGUGAUGGAGUAUUGCAAUGGUGGAGACCUGGCAGAUUAUUUGCAAGCUAAAGGAACUCUGAGUGAAGAUACUAUCAGAGUGUUUCUCCAUCAGAUUGCGGCAGCCAUGCGAAUCCUGCACAGCAAAGGGAUAAUCCACAGGGAUCUCAAACCACAGAAUAUCCUGUUGUCUUAUGCCAAUCGAAGGAAGUCGAAUGUCAGUGGUAUUCGUAUUAAAAUAGCUGAUUUUGGUUUCGCACGGUACCUACAUAGUAACACAAUGGCAGCGACACUGUGUGGAUCCCCAAUGUACAUGGCUCCCGAGGUUAUUAUGUCUCAACAUUAUGAUGCUAAGGCAGAUUUAUGGAGCAUAGGAACAGUGAUCUAUCAAUGCCUAGUUGGAAAACCACCUUUUCAGGCUAAUAGUCCUCAGGACCUAAGGAUGUUUUAUGAAAAAAACAGGAGCUUAAUGCCUAGUAUUCCCAGAGAAACAUCACCUUACUUGGCUAAUCUCCUUUUGGGUUUGCUUCAGAGAAAUCAAAAGGAUAGAAUGGACUUUGAAGCAUUUUUCAGCCAUCCUUUCCUUGAGCAAGUUCCAGUUAAAAAAUCUUGCCCAGUCCCAGUGCCUGUGUAUUCUGGCCCUGUCCCUGGAAGCUCCUGCAGCAGCUCACCAUCUUGUCGCUUUGCUUCUCCACCAUCCCUUCCAGAUAUGCAGCAUAUUCAGGAAGAAAACUUAUCCUCCCCACCGUUGGGUCCUCCCAACUAUCUACAGGUGUCCAAAGACUCUGCGAGUAAUAGUAGCAAGAACUCUUCUUGUGACACGGAUGACUUUGUUUUGGUUCCACACAACAUCUCGUCAGACCACUCAUAUGACAUGCCAAUGGGGACUACGGCCAGACGUGCUUCAAAUGAAUUCUUUAUGUGUGGAGGGCAGUGUCAACCUACUGUGUCACCUCACAGCGAAACAGCCCCAAUUCCAGUUCCUACUCAAGUAAGGAAUUAUCAGCGCAUAGAACAGAAUCUUAUAUCCACUGCCAGCUCUGGCACAAACCCACAUGGUUCUCCAAGAUCUGCAGUAGUACGAAGGUCUAAUACCAGCCCCAUGGGCUUCCUCCGGGUUGGGUCCUGCUCCCCUGUACCAGGAGACACAGUGCAGACAGGAGGACGAAGACUCUCUACUGGCUCUUCCAGGCCUUACUCACCAUCCCCUUUGGUUGGUACCAUUCCUGAACAGUUUAGUCAGUGCUGCUGUGGACAUCCUCAGGGCCAUGAAGCCAGGAGUAGGCACUCCUCAGGUUCUCCAGUGCCACAGACCCAGGCACCACAGUCACUCUUACUGGGUGCUAGACUGCAGAGUGCACCCACCCUCACCGAUAUCUAUCAGAACAAGCAGAAGCUCAGAAAGCAGCACUCUGACCCUGUGUGUCCGUCCCAUGCUGGAGCUGGGUAUAGUUACUCACCUCAGCCUAGUCGGCCUGGCAGCCUUGGGACCUCUCCCACCAAGCACACGGGGUCCUCUCCACGGAAUUCUGACUGGUUCUUUAAAACUCCUUUACCAACAAUCAUUGGCUCUCCUACUAAGACUACAGCUCCUUUCAAAAUCCCUAAAACACAAGCAUCUUCUAACCUGUUAGCCUUGGUUACUCGUCAUGGGCCUGCUGAAAGCCAGUCCAAAGAUGGGAAUGACCCUCGUGAGUGUUCCCACUGCCUCUCAGUACAAGGAAGCGAGAGGCAUCGAUCUGAGCAGCAGCAGAGCAAGGCAGUGUUUGGCAGAUCUGUCAGUACUGGGAAGUUAUCAGAACAACAAGUAAAGGCACCUUUAGGUGGACACCAGGGCAGCACGGAUAGUUUAAACACAGAACGACCAAUGGAUGUAGCUCCUGCAGGAGCCUGUGGUGUUAUGCUGGCAUUGCCAGCAGGAACAGCAGCAAGCGCCAGAGCUGUCCUCUUCACCGUGGGGUCUCCUCCACACAGUGCCACAGCCCCCACUUGUACUCAUAUGGUCCUUCGAACAAGAACCACCUCAGUGGGGUCCAGCAGCUCAGGAGGUUCCUUGUGUUCUGCAAGUGGCCGAGUAUGUGUGGGCUCCCCUCCUGGACCAGGGUUGGGCUCUUCCCCACCAGGAGCAGAGGGAGCUCCCAGCCUAAGAUACGUGCCUUAUGGUGCUUCACCACCCAGCCUAGAGGGUCUCAUCACCUUUGAAGCCCCUGAACUACCAGAGGAGACACUGAUGGAGCGAGAGCACACAGACACCUUACGCCAUCUGAACAUGAUGUUAAUGUUUACUGAGUGUGUGCUGGACCUGACGGCAGUGAGGGGUGGGAACCCUGAGCUGUGCACAUCUGCUGUGUCCUUGUACCAGAUUCAGGAGAGUGUAGUUGUGGACCAGAUCAGCCAGCUAAGCAAAGAUUGGGGGCGGGUGGAGCAGCUGGUGUUGUACAUGAAGGCAGCACAGCUGCUGGCGGCUUCCCUGCAUCUCGCCAAAGCUCAGGUCAAGUCUGGGAAGCUGAGCCCAUCCAUGGCUGUGAAACAAGUUGUUAAAAAUCUGAAUGAAAGAUACAAAUUCUGCAUCACCAUGUGCAAGAAACUUACAGAAAAGCUGAAUCGCUUCUUCUCCGAUAAACAGAGAUUUAUUGAUGAAAUCAACAGUGUGACUGCAGAGAAACUCAUCUAUAAUUGUGCUGUGGAAAUGGUUCAAUCUGCAGCCCUGGAUGAGAUGUUUCAGCAGACUGAAGACAUCGUUUAUCGCUACCACAAGGCAGCCCUUCUUUUGGAAGGCUUAAGUAAGAUCCUGCAGGACCCUACAGAUGUUGAAAAUGUGCAUAAGUCAUUAAGCUCCUGGUCAUAUCUGAACUGUUGCUGGAAAGAGGAAAGAAAGUGUAUUCAUUGUGUUCAUCUUGGGGCCAAGAUAGAGCAGGAACCAUGGUGAUAAAUGUAGUAUUGAAAGAAGAUUGUCAGCACUCUGCUGUAGCACUGCAACUGUGUGAGUAGCAGGCUUGUCUGUGGACUGGCAUGGAACAGGAGGUGAUACAUUUGGGAUUACAUCUUGGUUCUGUCACCCAUCCCAGGACAGUGUGGUGACUACCAAAGAACAAGCAGCAGCUUAAGAAGGAAGAACAAUACAAAACUACUACAUAUUGUAGAAAACCUGCCUUAUUGGAGAAGUCACUCCCCCUUUCCUUUCUCUUCAUAGAAGCAGAACAAAAAGUUUUCCACAUGGCUCAAGUUAUUUGAACCUGGCAAAUAAUAAAUGUACCUUAGAACUAGCAUCAUAAGUACAGUUAUUCUUGUGGAUAAUUAAACAGGAAACAAAGUGAGUGGCUUCAUUCAGCUCUCUGAGCAAUACAUGAAAUUCCGUGUUUUGCUAAAGCAUACACAAGCAAAAGCGUAUACAGCUCGUCCAGACGAUCUGAGGUUUGGGGUAAGUUUGUCUGAAUCUGAGCCUGCAUCUUUAAACAGCUCAGGAGGAGGAAUCUUAAGAAGAAACAAAAGGUGACUCUUGGAUGAAUUGUGAAAUCUUCAACUUGAUCUAAUGUGGACAUGAUUUUAAUCUUCCAAAAAUCUUUCAUAUUGCACUAAUUUAUUAAAAUAACUGUGUAUUGGAUUUUGCAAUUUAAAACUAACUGAGGCACAAUGGACUUGUUUAAAUAUUUUACUUGAUUAUAUACAUGUCCUUUUCAGAAUUCAUGUGUAAUCUCCACUGAACUUUUAAAUGGUUGGAAAUUGCGUUCAUGUGAACCUUUGCAUUUUUCUCACCUGUUAUCUUCACCAACAGAUCUUAGUGGAAUUUUGAGUUGCUGGUUGUUUGCAUUUUUUGUUGUGCAUGCAGAAUGUGCAUCGACUCCUGUGAUCUUAGGUUUACUAAAGGCUAAGUUUAUUUGGGCAGUAUUAGAAAGCUAUCAUGAAUCAAGAAAUACUCUUGAGAAUUUUAAUAGGGCCAAAUCAAAGUGAUGAAUAAUGGCUUGUUAGUGAUGUGGAGUUUCUACAUGAAAUUAGUAAGAAAUGAGGUUCGUUUUCCCUUAGGAAAUGGGCAGCUCUCUCCAGACUAAUGUGUACUUCUCAGUGUUAACCCUGAGUUCACCAUAGCUAGUCAUGGCAGAUCAGCACCUCUCCAAGAAUGGUUCCUGUGUUGUAUAUUAUUUGGUAUCUUUUACUUACCUGCUUGAAUACUUGAAUAAACCAUUCACCGGUUUUAAUCCUUUUACUUCAAAACUUACACAUACUGACCUACUCUCUGAUAGCUGCACAGAAACUCUUUGGCGCCACACUUGCUUUAGUGUGCUGAUUAAAGUUAACAGAGAAAACAUGGUUUUCAUUUACUUGGUGAACAAAGUAAUGUAAUUUUUACAUUAUUUAUCUGUAUGAAAUUCCAGCAGUUAAUUUGAACGUUUAUGUAUAGGAUGUUUGUAUUCUUAGGUCUUUACUACAGUGUUUCUACCUCUCAUUUGUAACUGCAUUAUCUUCAAAAUAGGUAAAACCCACUAAGUCAUUGUGGAAUAGCCUUUUUUAAAUUGCUUGUACAAAUGUAUAUUAAGGUUAAAUAAAACUGACAGUGUUUUUAGGUUAUAGUUGGGUUAAUAUGAAGGCUUGUCAAGCCAGAUGCUUCCUUAGAGAGUGGGUUGGAAACUUGGCCAUCAAUAUUCUUUGCCCUGCUCCAGGAUUCAAAACUCUUGGAAGCUGUCAUGCAGGCUCCUACAGACAAGACUAUAUCCCUCCUUAUAUUAGUGGUAAAAUGCCUUCUGUAAUUUUUACACUAAAUUCUUUCAUGUUCUCCCAAUUACCCCGUUUAUCUCAGUUGAUUUUCCAAGUAACUAGAUGUAGUUGGCCUCCUCUUCUACCACUUUUUAAAAAUAUAAUAUGAACAAGUUUGGAGAGGGUAAGGUUGGUGUGAAGACAGGAAGUAGGCAAGUGUUGAAACUGCACUGUGACUCUCAAGCUCUUCUUGUAUGACAAAGGUCUUGUAGGUGGUGUGUAUAAAGCAGUGAUGUCUCAGCAGUGGAGAACAGCUGUAAACUUAGUGAGUAACGGUUCUGAUAUACUACCAUUAUCAAGGCUAAUUGUUUAAAGAAAAGUUUGCCUUGAUUAUAGCAAUAAUAAAUAAAUGCUUUAUGUUUCUGUA
Messenger RNA from Mus musculus (house mouse), 10698 nucleotides. It is a transcript of the gene Ulk2, whose product is annotated as unc-51 like kinase 2. The transcript has 28 exons. Gene Ontology annotation, molecular function: protein serine/threonine kinase activity; protein serine kinase activity; ATP binding. Gene Ontology annotation, cellular component: phagophore assembly site membrane; cytoplasmic vesicle membrane. Lineage: Eukaryota; Metazoa; Chordata; Mammalia; Rodentia; Muridae. The record is from RefSeq and is a predicted model, not a curated record. Bases 5353 to 8508 code for a protein of 1051 amino acids. Gene Ontology annotation, biological process: response to starvation; axon extension; signal transduction.